AUGGAUACUAGAAAGCUUUCUGAGUGUGAAUUGGAUGAUGUCUACAAGUUCCAUAGAAGAGAUGCACAGAAAAUGACAAGCAUCCAAUACUCAAGAGCAGCCAAUGAUGCAUAUCAAAGAGGUGAUUGUGUUUCCGGUUAUCAUUACUCGUUGAUGGCUCGAGAAGCACAAUUCGUUGCUGACUGUCUCAACGCUAAGGCAGCCAUGAAAAUAUUCAAAUAUGUGAAUAGCAGAGAAGACUUAUGGAAAUUGGAUUUGCAUGGUCUUCAUGCAAAUGAAGCCAUUCAAGCUUUGCAUUGCCGUCUGCAACAAAUUGAAUUAUCAGGGCAGAGGCCAAAACCAUUAGAGGUCAUCACGGGUAGAGGUAAACACAGCCAAGGAGCUCCUGUCAUUCCAGCAGCUGUGAGGAACUACCUUAAGGAAUGCAAAUACUAUUUUUAUGAUUUGCGAGCAGGGGCGAUAGCAGUUCGGCCCAAGUUUGUAGAACGCUAA
This is a messenger RNA of Quercus lobata, 492 nucleotides long. Its product is annotated as smr domain-containing protein C11H11.03c-like. The record is from RefSeq and is a predicted model, not a curated record. Bases 1 to 492 code for a protein of 163 amino acids. The transcript has 2 exons. NCBI's taxonomy places the organism in Eukaryota, Viridiplantae, Streptophyta, Magnoliopsida, Fagales, Fagaceae.